This is a messenger RNA of Pteropus alecto (black flying fox), 1663 nucleotides long. It is a transcript of the gene FLT3LG, whose product is annotated as fms related tyrosine kinase 3 ligand. Gene Ontology annotation, molecular function: receptor tyrosine kinase binding; cytokine activity. The transcript has 7 exons. Lineage: Eukaryota; Metazoa; Chordata; Mammalia; Chiroptera; Pteropodidae. Gene Ontology annotation, biological process: positive regulation of cell population proliferation. Gene Ontology annotation, cellular component: membrane; cell surface. The record is from RefSeq and is a predicted model, not a curated record. Bases 57 to 1136 code for a protein of 359 amino acids.
GUCUCUGUCUGGGGGAGGGUUCCGGGGACCGGACGUCGGGGUUCUUAGAAGGGGAGAUGCCGGGUUUUCACCAUAACUGGGGCGCACGCAGGAAGCCUGAGGGAGAAGGAGGAGGAAACUUAGCCACAUCAAGGGGCCGACGGAGGGGCGGGGAGGUGAAGAGGCGGGCGAGGAAGGGGCUGUGGUGUAGGUGUCCGACACUCGCUUUUCUGUCCCUUCCAAGAUCUGGCCACAGGCAUGAGGGGCCCCUGGCCGAGAUGAUAGUGUUGGCGCCAGCCUGGAGCCCAACCACCUCCCUGCUGCUACUGCUGCUGCUCAGCCCAGGCCUUCGGGGGACCCCCGACUGCUCCUUCCGGCACAGCCCCAUCUCGUCCACCUUCGCGGACACCAUCCGCAAGCUGUCUGACUACCUUCUGCAAGACUACCCGGUCACGGUGGCCUCCAACCUGCAGGACGACAAGCUCUGCGGGGCCUUCUGGCGCCUAGUCCUUGCCCAGCGCUGGAUGGGACGGCUCAAGACUGUGGCUGGGUCCCAGAUGCAAAACCUGCUGGAGGCCGUGAACACCGAGAUACACUUUGUCACCUUAUGUACCUUCCAGCCCCUCCCCAGCUGUCUUCGCUUCGUCCAGACCAACAUCUCCCACCUCCUGCAGGACACCUCCGAGCAGCUGCUGGCCCUGAAACCCUGGAUCACCCGUUGGAAUUUCUCCGGGUGCCUGGAGCUGCAGUGUCAGCCCGACUCCUCCACCCUGCUGCCCCCAAGGAUCCCUGGGGCUUUGGGGGCCACGGCCCCACCAGCCCCUCAGGCCCCUCUGCUGCUCCUCCUGCUGCUGCUGCUGCCGAUGGCCCUCCUGCUGCUGGUCACCACCUGGUGCCUGUGCUGGCGAAGGAGGAGGCAGGGGACACCCUACCUUGGGGAGCAGAGGGGGACACUGAGGCCCAGAGAGAGGAGUCAACCGCCAGAGGACAUAGAGCCGGGACUCGGAGGAAGUCAGCUAGAGACUGGUCCCUUCCUCGACAGCACUGCCCCUGUCACUCUCUCCCGAGGAUGGAGGCAACGCCAGCACCCAGCGCCGGCCCCAGCCCCACCUGCCCCCCUCUGUACAAAGCCCUUGUCCUCAGGAAACUGUAUAUAAAUCAGCCUUUUCUACCAGCUCUGGCCAGGCCUGUCUGUGGAUGGGAAAGGGUGUGGAUGGGGCAGUUUGGAUCAGAGUUUUUCAGUUAAUGCAGUGAAUGUUUCGUUCGAAAUCUGUUUUCUGAGACCUCACGGGGCCCAGGCCCGGUACCGGCCCCGGACGGGAGUCAGAACCAGCUCGGCCCCUUCUCGGGGCUCAAGACAUGGGACACAGCCUCGGUGAAUGAUGAUGGCGCCCUCGGACGGAGGUAGCGCUGUGCGGGUCCCCAAGGGGCACCUGAGCCAGUGCAGGCCACCACAUGCCCUACAGCCUGCUGUCGCUUGAGGGGGUCACGAUGCUUCUCGCUAACACCGCAGGCGGUUUGCGCGAGAAACACAGGCAACCCCUCAAACGUAUGGAGGCCGAAGCUGGACAGCCGCGCCCCACGUGAUCUCUCGCCCCGCACAAUCAUGGCCGCCGAAGGCCGCUGGGAACGGCUCCCGGAUUGGACAAUCAGGAGACGACCCGCCUUCUAAAGGGAGGGGCUC